ACUGAACACACACUUCAGACCACAAGCAGCAAGACUCCGAAGCCGAGAGUACAAGUACCAACCGUGACAGGACAACCAGAACCAGAAGCAGAAGCAGAACCCUUGCGAGCUUACUCGCUCUCACUGGAAUACAGCAGGAGCAACAGAAGAGGUUGGUAGUAAACUCUCUGGAGUUUGAUCAGAGUCGCUUUGUGCAGUUGCGCUUGUGGAAGUGAAGUGCACCGAGACUUGGACAUCCACCCCGGGACACCUGGACCCGUUCGGACCCGUUCCCGCGGAAGACUUUGAGACUGUCGGAUGGAGCGCGCUUUUUUGACACGCUAGAGUAACUCACCCAGAUAUGUCCCUAUCAGUCAAGUGAAGAAUUAAACCCGUAUUCGUGGUAGAGAACAGAUCAAACCCUUUCAGAUCAAAGAACCCCAGGCAAGUCGAAAGCACUCGAAUCAAAGGAUCCACCCGUCCCGAAGCAAGAACAUGGAGCGGCGGCUUAUCCCGUUGGCGCUGUGCGCGUGCAUGUGUGUGAUGUUCACCCCGGGCAUCUCCACUCCCUCCGGCCCGGCCUCUGCCACCUGUGCCACCCUGGAGCAGAGUCGGUUCUUCGGUGUGUUCUCCUCUAAGACCGCCCUGCCGUCGUCCCCGUGCUCCUGGACCCUGCAGAACCCCGAUCCCCGUCGCUACACCGUCUACAUGAAGAUCACCAAGCCUACUGAGACCUGCACCCCUCGACAGAUCCGAACCUUCCAGUUUGACUCCUUCCUGGAGACCUCGCGCACGUACCUGGGCAUGGAGAGCUUCGACGAGGUGGUGCGCCUGUGCGACGCUUCCUCCACCGUGGCCUACCUGGAGUCCAGCAAACAGUUCCUGCAGGUGCGGAAGGUGACGCCGAGUCUCGGUGUGGAGGAAGACGAGGGGAGCGACGAAGGCAGCCAGUUCGGCGCUGAGUUUCUGGUCGUGGGAAAGAGGAACCCCAGUAUGCCUGCCUGCGAGAUGCUGUGCCAAUGGUUGGAAGAUUGCCUGUCGACCAGCACCCACGGAAACCCCUGUGGCAUCAUGAUGACCCCCUGCCAGUGCUGGGAACCGCCCAAGAGGAAGAACGGUGGCUGUUACAGAGGCGGAGUCUACACCGAGAAGUGCACGCCCAACACUAGAGACAGCGGCCGCGAUGCAGAGAUCAUGCGAGGCUGGAACGGAUGGGGCCGCUGGUCCGAGUGCAGUAGCGAGUGUGGCGGUGGAGUCCAGGUGCGCAGUCGCGCCUGCCAGCCUGAGGAUGGCGUGUGUGAGGGCGUUGUUGAGGAGGGACGCUCCUGCAACCCUCAGCCAUGCAUCGGUCAAGUGCGGCAGAGAAGUCAAGGUCUGCGUUCCAUCAUCGGCCAGCGGCGUGACUCUGAUGGCACCAUCAUGGCUAAUCAGGCCCCUCAGAAAGAAGAAACCCAGCAGGACACGUGGUCCUCAUGGAGUGUGUGUUCUGUGAGCUGCGGUGAAGGCUGGCAAACUCGUGCACGCUCCUGCAUGAUGUCCGGUCACAGCAGCCAAUGCACCGGCCCUUUGAGAGAGAAUCGGCCAUGCAACAACACUGCCGUCUGCCCAGUGAAUGGAUUGUGGGACGAAUGGGCUCCCUGGAGUUUGUGCUCAUCCACAUGUGGUCGUGGAUACCGUGAUCGCGUCCGUACCUGCAAACAACCCCGCAAUGGUGGAGAACCCUGCCGCGGACCCACCAAACAAACCAAGUUCUGCAACAUCGCCGUCUGCCCUGUGGAUGGUUCUUGGAACGAUUGGUCUGCAUGGACUCCCUGCUCUUCCUCUUGCUCUAAUGGAACGACGCAGAGAACCCGCGAGUGUAACGGCCCCUCGUACGGAGGCUCAGAGUGCAGAGGAGAAUGGCUAGAAACCAACAACUGCUUCCUCAGAGACUGCCCAGUGGACGGGAGGUGGCUGCUGUGGAGCUCGUGGGGCAGUUGCAGUAAGUCCUGUGGUGGAGGUCAUCAGCUCAGACAGAGGGUGUGCGAAGGACCUUUCUUUGGCGGAGAAUCUUGCAACGGUGAUAAAUCAGAAAUGCGAAACUGCAACGAGAAGCGGUGCCCAGAACCUCACGAGAUCUGCGGAGAGGAGAACUACGGAAGUGUGGUGUGGAAGAAGACGCCCGCGGGCGACACGGCUGCUGUGCCCUGCCCGUCCGAUGCCACAGGCCUGAUCCUCCGCAGAUGCACACUGGACGCCGUGGGUCUGGCCUUCUGGGAAAACCCAACUCACAUCAAAUGUGUUUCCAAAGAAUUCCUGGACAUCCAGACCCUGACGCGUGAUCACGUGACCCGGUCUGAGAGCGGUCAGCUGGUGGACGGCGUGUCUGAGGUUCUGUCCAAACUGAGGAUGGCAUCGAUCGACAGCACGAAGUACAGCGGAGACCUGCUGGCAGUGAUGGAGGUCCUGAGGAACAGCACGGAGAUCUUCAGAGGCUCCAAGAUGAGCCUGAGCAAUGCAGAUGUGGAGAAUUACGCUCACACCAUUAGCAACUUACUGCAGGAGGCACACCGAGAGAAAUGGGAGGAAGCUCAACUGAUGGGAGCAAACAUUAAGGAGUUCUUCAGUCUGGUGGAGAACUUCAUCGACAUGAUCGGGCGUCAGAUGAGAGAUUUCCAGGACAUCUACGAGGUCACCGAGAAUCUUGAGCUGAGCAUCCAGAAGCGACCCCGAACCAUGACCUCUGACGUGACCUUCCCCCUGAAGGGCUGGCGCGGGAUGAUCGACUGGGUUCGCAAUUCAGAAGAGAAAAUCACAGUGUCCCGCAACGCCCUGAGUCUAGACGUGCCAGAUGCUGAGCAGAGCACAGGGUUCGUCACCGGUAUCGUUCUCUACAGAAAUCUGGGUCCCAUCCUGUCCUUACAGAGCAACAGCACUCUGCUCAACUCAAAGGUUGUCACGGUAACGGUGAAGCCCAACCCUGGGUUCCUGUCGGCACCUGUCGAGAUCGACUUCCCUCACCUGCACAACGGCACUGUUAAUGAGACCUGCAUCGCCUGGGACGAGAGCGAGAGCGCGUCCCUGCUCGGCUCCUGGUCCGCGCGCGCCUGCAGAUCCGUGUCGCGCGACUCCAGAACCACAUGUGUGUGUGACGGACUGUCCACCUUCGCCCUGCUCGCGCGACCCAACCCCGAUCCGAACAUGGAUAGGUCUCUGUUACCGUCGGUUACGCUGAUAGUGGGAUGCGGGGUGUCGUCCCUCACCCUUCUCCUCCUCAUCAUCAUCUAUGUCUCCGUGUGGAAGUACAUUCGAUCUGAACGUUCAGUGAUCCUGAUCAACUUCUGUCUGUCAAUCAUCUGCUCCAACGCCCUCAUUCUGAUCAGUCAGACGCAAGUGCGCAACAAGGUCAUGUGUGCGCUGGUGGCGGCACUGCUGCACUUCUUCUUCUUGUCAUCGUUCUGCUGGGUCCUGACCGAGGCGUGGCAGUCCUACAUGGCCGUGACAGGCCGCCUGCGUAACCGCAUCAUCCGCAAGCGCUUCCUGUGCCUGGGCUGGGGUCUGCCCGCUUUAGUCGUCGCCAUUUCUGUCGGCUUCACCAAAGCCAAAGGCUACGGCACCGUCAACUACUGCUGGCUGUCUCUCGAGGGCGGGCUCUUGUACUCGUUCGUGGGUCCGGCGGCUGCUGUCGUUCUGGUCAACAUGGUGAUUGGUAUUCUGGUUUUCAACAAGCUCGUGUCCAAGGACGGCAUCACGGACAUCAAGCUGAAAGAGAGGGCUGGGGCGUCGCUGUGGAGCUCCUGCGUGGUCCUGCCUCUCCUGGCUCUGACCUGGAUGUCUGCGGUGUUGGCCAUCACGGACCGACGCUCCGCUCUCUUCCAGAUCCUCUUCGCUGUGUUCGACUCCCUCGAGGGAUUCAUCAUCGUUAUGGUGCACUGCAUCCUGCGCCGAGAGGUUCAGGAUGCGGUGAAAUGCCGUGUGGUGGAUCGUAAAGACGACGGGAACGGCGAUUCCGGAAGCUCCCUGCAGAACGCCCACACACAGCUCAUGUCUGACUUUGAGAAGGAUGGCAGCUCAAACCGACUAGGUGGAACGAAGAGCUCCUCCGAGGAGAAGAUGCCCCCGCCACAGCUUGCCCUGCCCCUCGGCCCAAACUUCCACACCCUUCCGUCCAACCCCAGCGGAAAGAGCCACUUUCCCCCCGUCCCCGAGUACUCCAGCCACACGCUCACCCUGCGGAGAGAGAAAGGUCGCGGGGUCGACCCGUCCUGCGGGAAACCCGUGUAUGUGUGUGAGAGCGAGCUCUUCAAGCAGCUGGAUGUGGAUUUGGCCCUCGCUCAGUCCGAGAGCGCCUGUCCCGACGGCAGCGGUUACGUGCUCCUGCCCAACACCACCUCCACCCUCCGCGCCAAACCCAAAGACGACUCCAGCGGCUCCGGCAAGUACAACAUCAGCACCGAGCUCCCGCAGGCCCGUCUCAUGCAUCUGGGCGGAACCUUCGCCGAACCGCAAGCCGCAUACGCCGUCAAAACGCUCCCCGCCGACCGCGUCAGCGUAUCGUACUCGGAGCGUGACUCGCCCAUUCAGAACAUCCACAACAUCUCCAGCGAGAGUCACGUGACCAGCAGUCUGGGCGACACCUUCGACUCCAUGAACUCCAUGAUGUCCAAGAGCGAAACCAUCUCCACCCUGUCUAUGAGCUCUUUGGAGGUCAGCGAGGGGAGGCAGAAAUCCCGGUACGCAGAACUGGAUUUCGAGAAAAUCAUGCACACCCGAAAACGCCAUCAGAACAUGUUCCAGGACCUCAACAGAAAAAUGCAUCACGCUGAGAAGGACAGGGAGUCACCAGCGUCCGACAGCAAGUCUGUCCGAUGGAGCGUCUCCUCUGCUGGAAGCGACAAGACAAACCACAGCGAUAAGCAGCAGGGAGCCAUGGAUCGCUCCUGGGAGAGCAUGAGCCGGACGCAGGCGUCUCCUCCGGCCUGGGUCAGAAAGGACAUGGAGCCGCUUCAGGCGUCUCCUCUGGAGGGUGUGGAGUGGGAGAAGCCCGGAGCAUCCAUUCCCCUUGUGGGCCAAGACAUCAUUGACCUGCAGACAGAGGUGUGAGGGAUCCACAUCUAACCCUGAACACCUCGGUCUGCAUUUUAUUGGGGAAAGAGAGCGGAAAUGAAGGGAUGAGCAUGUAGAGGGCGGAGAGGAACCCGAGAGGGGAGUGCUGUGCCCGUCUGUCAUUUCAAUACGUGUCUCUCCGGCUUCAGAAGUAGCUCUCGGCUCAAGAUGAUCAUCAGAAGGCAUCAGGAGAGAUUCUGGUUGGUUCAUCGAGAGCUUUUCCCAACACUCUUCCAGGAGGUGGACACCCGCCUGUGCCCGUUCAUUUUUCCACAGCUCCGGUUUGGGAUGGGCGACUCUUCCCAGAGGAGGCUCGACUGCUCGAGCUCAGGGGCCCCUUCCAGAGCGAUCUCGUCGUCGUCUCCCAUGAGCCUCCAGGGGUUGCGAGCUGUGCCGAAUGGACACACAUGAACUGCCGUCGCUGUGGUGUUCGUUUUUAGCGCUUUGCGUGGACGCUUCCAUUAAACUUUGGGGGAAUAAUUGUACUGAAAACUUGAAAAAGACUAUAAGAGCUUCAUGAUUCCUCUGUUAUUAGUGUAGUGAGUUAUUAUUAUCAUUAUUGUGAUUCCUUUGUUCUUAUGAUCAUGUUAUGAUUUUGAGCAUAUUUCAGUUUUAAUCAAAGUUUCAAGAACUGUAUGAAACUGUUCCGUCAUUCCCAAGACAGCAGCAGGAUGAAAUAUCCCAGCUUGAGCUCGGCAUUCUGGGUAAUGUAGGCGGAGUAGCAGUGACUGUGUAGCCUUGGACUCGCUGUUGUUUUCUCCUUCGCUCCAUUGGAUCAGAUCACUGUGUUCCCGCCAUUCCCACCAGCGGCUCUUUCUACGGCCUUGUGAAGGAAUCCCCAGCGCACGUUACGGGAGAGACUCCCGGUGCAGGAGAUCUGCCAAACCGUGACUGGCGUCAGUGCAAUAUGAGGACAGAGGCUUGAUGCCCGAGCAGGACUGACAUCGGAAUCUUUUUAAUCAUUUUCAGAGUUUUAUAUCGCCUUUAUAGAGCCUAUAGAAACCUUUAUGACAACACUGUUCUCGGACUAUAUUAGCCAUCAAAUGAAGGACAAAACAAGACGUUGUGUCUUGCUGCUAAAAGAACUUUCAGGAAAGAAAAAUAUGAUAUCUACACAGAGUAAUAGCUUAGAGAUACAUCUGACUGUGCUUCGGGAAAUGCCCUAGAGUUUUUUACUGAUUUCUCCAUAUUGCUGAGACACUGAACCCUCGGUCGUCUUGUUUUUUAGACCUGCGUGUGUGCUGAUAUCCCUCGCGUCUCCUGUUAGCGUGAGCUUCCCGAUGUCUGUCUGAAUCUCCAGAGUCUGUGUGAUUUACCUCCUCUUGUGAUUGUACAGUUUUAAGAACAAUAAGCUGAAAGUGUCUAGUUUCUAAUAAAAUAAAAUUACUUAAAAU
Pimephales promelas (fathead minnow) is the source of this 6458-nucleotide messenger RNA. It is a transcript of the gene adgrb1b, whose product is annotated as adhesion G protein-coupled receptor B1b. Gene Ontology annotation, molecular function: G protein-coupled receptor activity. The record is from RefSeq and is a predicted model, not a curated record. Lineage: Eukaryota; Metazoa; Chordata; Actinopteri; Cypriniformes; Leuciscidae. Gene Ontology annotation, biological process: cell surface receptor signaling pathway; engulfment of apoptotic cell; adenylate cyclase-activating G protein-coupled receptor signaling pathway. Gene Ontology annotation, cellular component: dendrite; plasma membrane; postsynaptic density.